Molecule: messenger RNA, 4332 nt
Organism: Callithrix jacchus (white-tufted-ear marmoset)
Lineage: Eukaryota; Metazoa; Chordata; Mammalia; Primates; Cebidae
Source: RefSeq, a predicted model, not a curated record
GUUUUGACACAUGGAAAUUUUCACUGACACAGUAAGUAGUCAUUGUAACCAGUCUGUCAGGACAUAAGCACAUGACAUGUGAAAUAAAAAUUUUGGGCCGGGUGCGGUGGCUCACACCUAUAAUCCCAGCACUUUGGGAGGCCGAAGUGGGUGGAUCAUAAGGUCAAGACAUCGAGACCAUCCUGGUCAACAUGGUGAAACCCUGUCUCUACUAAAAAUACAAAAAUUAGACGGGCAUGGUGGUGCGAGCCUGUAGUCCCAGCUACUCGGGAGGCUGAGGCAGGAGAAUUGCUUGAACCCAGGAGGCAGAGGUUGCGGUAAGCCGAGAUCGUGCCAAGAUCGUGUAGAUUACAUUACAGCCUGGGUAACAAGAGUGAAACUCCGACUCAAAAAAAAAAUUUUUGACUAGUAUACUGGUUUAUAUAUUUCUCACAAUUUCUUCUAGAUACUUUGGAUGGUACCACCACUCCUGAAUGGCUUUUUUUCUCUGUAGGUAAACUAUCUUCACUGAGCUGUCUUUUGUUAAUUUAUAGACCUCUGGGAUUCAUGUGGUCUCUGAACGAUUGAUGUCUCUGAAUUUAUUAACAGAGCCAAAAAGAAAAAAAAAAGAUUGCUCACAUGUUAACUUCUUUCCAGAGGUCUUAAUUUCAUGCAGUAUUUUGUUAUAUUUUGAGUUGAUCAGCUUACAAAAAUGUAUUAAUCAUUUCCUUAUUCUGGAAAAUUUUGAAAUAUUUUCACACUGAAAAUGCUUUGAAUGCUGUCUAACAUUCACAUUUCUUCUGGUACUUACACAGAGUAGGCACAGCAUACCAUUUCAUUUUUUAUUUUCUUUUUUCAUAGAGGCUGCCAUCUUUUUACCAUCAGAUCCAAGUUUGUGUUUUCAAUUAGUCAUUAAAUAAUUGGCAUUACUCUGAUAACUUAAAUCUUCUAUCUCCUAUUUUUUAUUUUUAAGUAAUUAUAGGUCCACAGGUUCAGGGAAGUCCUGUUCACCCUUCAUCUAGCCUCCUCUGAUGGUAACAACUUGCAUAACCAUAGUACAGUAUCAAAAACAAGGAAAUAAGUAGGCAUUCAGACAAUCCAGAGAGUUUAUUUGGAUUUCCUGGGUUUACAAGCACUUGUCUGUGUGUAUGUGUAUAAAUAGUUGUGUGCAGUUUUAUUACAAGGUAGUUUCAUGCCACCGCCACCACAAUCAAGAUAUGGAACUGUUUUAUAGUCAUAUACUCCCUUUCUCUAGCUAUUCUUAACCACUGGCAAUCACUAAUCUGUUCUCUAUUUUGUAAUUUUGAUAUUCCAAGAAUGUUGUAUAAGUGGCAUAAUACAGUAUGUAACCUUUAGAGACUGGCUUUAUUCACUAAGUGUAAUUCCCUCAAGAUCAGUCCAUGUUGUUAUGUAUCAGUAAUUUGUUCCUUUUUAUUGCAGAAUAGUACUGCAUUGUAUGGAUAUACCCCAGUUUGUUUAACCAUUUAUUGGUUAAAGGACAUUUGUGUUGUUUCCAGUGUUUGGCUAUUAUGAAUGGAACUAUGGAAAUAUGUGUGCAGGUUUUUGCAUGAAUAUAAUUUUCAUUUUAUUGGGAUGAAACCCCAAGAGUACAGUUGCUAAGUUCUAUAGUAAGUGUGUGUUUUGCUUUUAAAAGAAACUGCCAAAGUGUUUUCUAGAGUAUCUUUUAAGUUCCCACCAGCAAUGUAUGAGUGAUCCAGUUCAUCCUCAUCAGCAUUUGGUCUUGCUACUUUUUAUUAUUUAUUUAUUUAAAGACAGAGUCUUGCUUUGUCGCCCAGGCUGGAGUGCAGUGGCAUGAUCUCAGCUCACUGCAACCUCUGCCUCCUGGGUACAAGUGAUUCUCCGGCCUCAGCCUCUUGAGUAGCUGGGAUUACAUGCCAAUUUUUGUAUUUUUAGUGGAGACGGGGUUUCACCAUGUUGGUCAGGCUGGUCUUGAACUCCUGACCUCAAGCAGUCCACCCACCUCAGCCUCCCAAAGUGCUGGGGUUACAGGCGUGAGCCACUGCACCUGGCCUUUAAUUUUAUUAAUAGCCAUUAAUAUAGAUAUAUAGUGGUAUCUCAUUGUUAACUAUAAUUUGCAUUUCCUUAAUGGCUUAUGAUGUUGAACAUCUUUUCAUGUGCUUAUUAAUUAUCUAUUAAUAUAUAUUCUCCUCUGAAACACUUGUUGAUAUCUUUUCUAAUUGGAGUGUGUGUGUGUGUGUGUGUGUGUACAUUUUUUCUUUUUUGAGACAGUGUCACUCUGUCACCCAGGCUAAAGUGCAGUGGCAUGAUCUUGGCUCACUGCAACUUCUGCCUCCCAAGUGAUUCUCCUGGCUCAGCCUUCAGAGUAGCUGGGACUACAGGCGUGCACCACCACAACUGGCUAAUUUUUGUAUUUUUAGUAGGGAUGGGUUUUACCUUAUUGACCAGGCUGGUCUCAAACUCCUGGCCUGAAGUGAUCUCCUGACCUGAGCCUCCCAAAGUGCUGGGAUUAUAUGUGUAAGCCACCAUGCCCAGCUGGAUUGCUAAUAUUUUUAAUGUUGUAUUUCGGAAGUUCUUUUUGUAUUCUAGAUACAAGUCUUUUAUUGAAUAUGUGGCUUGUAAAUAUUUUCAUCCUCUUAACAGGGCAUUUCACAGAGCAAAAAUUUUUUAUUUUGAUGAGAUCCCACUUACCCAUUUUUUUUUUUUUUUUUUUUUUUUAAUGAACGGUGCUUUUGGUGUCAAAUAUAAGAACUCUUUGCGAGAAAAUCUACCCAGGCUGCCUUAGCACGAUGUACCGAGCACUCCGGCUCCUCGCGCGCUCGCGUCGCCUCUCACGGGCUCCUGCCUCAGCCCCAGCGUCGGCUUCCGGCUUGGGUGGCGUGGCCGUGCCCUCGUUUUGGCCCCCGAACGCGGCUCGAAUGGCAAGCCAGAAUUCCUUCCGGGUAGAAUAUGAUACGUUUGGUGAGCUAAAAGUGCCAAAUGAUAAGUACUAUGGUGCCCAGACCGUGAGAUCUACGAUGAACUUUAAGAUCGGAGGUGUGACAGAACGCAUGCCAACCCCAGUUAUUAAAGCUUUUGGCAUCUUGAAGCGAGCGGCUGCUGAAGUAAACCAGGAUUAUGGUCUUGAUCCAAAGAUUGCCAAUGCAAUAAUGAAGGCAGCAGAUGAGGUAGCUGAAGGUAAAUUAAAUGAUCAUUUUCCUCUCGUGGUAUGGCAGACUGGAUCAGGAACUCAGACAAAUAUGAAUGUAAAUGAAGUCAUUAGCAAUAGAGCAAUUGAAAUGUUAGGAGGUGAACUUGGCAGCAAGACACCUGUGCAUCCCAAUGAUCAUGUUAAUAAAAGCCAGAGCUCAAAUGAUACUUUUCCCACAGCAAUGCACAUUGCUGCUGCAACAGAAGUUCAUGAAGUACUGUUACCAGGACUACAGAAACUGCAUGCUCUUGAUGCCAAAUCCAAAGAGUUUGCACAGAUCAUUAAAAUUGGGCGCACUCACACUCAGGACGCUGUUCCACUGACUCUUGGGCAGGAAUUUAGUGGUUAUGUUCAACAAGUGAAAUAUGCAACGUCAAGAAUAAAAGCUGCCAUGCCAAGAAUCUAUGAGCUCGCAGCUGGAGGCACUGCUGUUGGUACAGGUUUAAAUACUAGAAUUGGCUUUGCAGAAAAGGUUGCUGCAAAAGUGGCUGCACUUACGGGCUUGCCUUUUGUCACUGCUCCAAAUAAAUUUGAAGCUCUGGCUGCUCAUGACGCUCUGGUUGAGCUCAGUGGAGCCAUGAACACUACUGCCUGCAGUCUGAUGAAGAUAGCAAAUGAUAUUCGUUUUCUGGGUUCUGGUCCUCAGUCAGGUCUGGGAGAACUGAUCUUGCCUGAAAAUGAACCAGGAAGCAGUAUCAUGCCAGGCAAGGUGAACCCUACUCAGUGUGAAGCAAUGACCAUGGUUGCAGCCCAAGUCAUGGGGAAUCACGUUGCUGUAACUGUCGGAGGCAGCAAUGGACAUUUUGAGUUGAAUGUUUUCAAGCCAAUGAUGAUUAAAAAUGUGUUACACUCAGCCCGGCUGCUGGGGGAUGCUUCAGUUUCCUUUACAGAAAACUGUGUGGUGGGAAUCCAGGCCAAUACAGAAAGGAUCAACAAGCUGAUGAAUGAGUCUCUAAUGUUGGUGACAGCUCUCAAUCCUCACAUAGGUUAUGACAAGGCAGCAAAGAUUGCUAAGACAGCACACAAAAAUGGAUCCACCUUAAAGGAAACCGCUAUUGAACUUGGCUAUCUCACAGCAGAGCAGUUUGACGAAUGGGUAAAACCUAAGGACAUGCUGGGUCCAAAGUGAUUUAAAUAAAUUUAUAAUGAAAAUAAACAUGUAUAAAAUUUAAAAAAAAAAAAAA